Molecule: messenger RNA, 756 nt
Organism: Neopelma chrysocephalum (saffron-crested tyrant-manakin)
Lineage: Eukaryota; Metazoa; Chordata; Aves; Passeriformes; Pipridae
Gene: ASF1A
Product: anti-silencing function 1A histone chaperone
Exons: 3
Coding region: 307-729 (140 amino acids)
Biological process (GO): DNA replication-dependent chromatin assembly
Cellular component (GO): nucleus
Molecular function (GO): histone binding
Source: RefSeq, a predicted model, not a curated record
UCGGUGCCCGCCGUGCCCGCGGAGGGAGGGUCCUCGCCCGGAGAGCGGCCAAUCCGGGCGGGCGCUGGCGGCGAGCAGGGGCAGAAUGGGCUGUAGUUGAGUGAAAUAGGGAAAGCGGCGAACAGUGUGGAGCGUUCCCGGUGUAAAUAAAAGGGGGAGGAAAAAAAAAAGUUUGUGGAAGUCGCCGCCCUGCAGCCUCGCUCGGGCAGCGGCGCGGGGGCUUGUGCGGUGCGGGAGCCCGGCACGGAGGACUUUAGUGUGUGGCGUUAACACGCUCUGCCUAUUGUUUGUGUUUUUUUCCAAAAUAUGGCAAAGGUUCAGGUGAACAAUGUAGUGGUGUUGGAUAAUCCUUCUCCUUUCUACAAUCCUUUCCAGUUCGAAAUCACAUUCGAGUGCAUAGAGGACCUGUCUGAAGAUUUGGAAUGGAAAAUAAUUUACGUGGGUUCAGCUGAAAGUGAAGAGUAUGAUCAGGUGUUAGACUCUGUUUUAGUUGGACCUGUUCCUGCAGGCAGACACAUGUUUGUAUUUCAGGCUGAUGCACCUAACCCAGGGCUUAUUCCAGAUGCAGAUGCAGUAGGUGUAACAGUUGUGCUAAUUACAUGCACUUACCGAGGUCAAGAAUUUAUUAGAGUCGGCUACUAUGUAAACAAUGAAUAUACUGAAACAGAACUGAGAGAGAAUCCACCAGUAAAGCCAGACUUUUCUAAGGUAAGGCAUGUUUUUUUCUAGUCAUAUAUCAGAGGUAUGCUUAGAGGU